This is a messenger RNA of Penaeus monodon (black tiger shrimp), 1883 nucleotides long. Its product is annotated as probable pathogenesis-related protein CaO19.6200. Gene Ontology annotation, cellular component: extracellular region. The record is from RefSeq and is a predicted model, not a curated record. Lineage: Eukaryota; Metazoa; Arthropoda; Malacostraca; Decapoda; Penaeidae. Bases 274 to 1665 code for a protein of 463 amino acids. The transcript is spliced from 7 exons.
AUCUCUGCAUAAGAAUGAGGGUGUCCUGAGCUUUGUGGGAGAGCCUUUGUUGCUAACAGGCGCCUCUCCUCGCCGCGCCUUUAAUUGCCUGUAACAGCUUCACGGGCCAUGUAGUGGAGGCUGUGGAAACGUGCGUCAAGUGCUCGGGUUGGAAGGCCAUUUUACUACCUGUGGCGGAAGCUGAGGUUUGUGGAUUUGGCGAAGGUGCAUCUUUGAAGGAACGCGGUUGCCUCUCCAGCCACACACAUCCACACACAGCCACAAACAUCCACAAUGAGGACCGCACGCAGCCACUACGUUCUCGGACUAACGCUGUUCGCUCUCCUGAUGAUGAGGCACUGUGCCACGCGACACGUCGGUCCGCGGGACGAGGAAAUUAAGAAACAUCUCAGUAAUAUCUCGAAGCUCAUUGAUGUUUUGUUGGAUGUGACAAAUUGCACAGACUACGUCACAAUACCCGAAGAUGGAAGCGAGGAGACCCCGGUGGCUACUCCCUUGUCACCCCCUCCCGACCCCACUUCCCUCUCCUCUUCCUCUUCCCCCUCCCCUCCGCUGGAUUCCUCCUCCCCCUCCCCCUCCAUAGCUGAAGACCCCUCCUCAUCCACCCCCUCUUCUCCCCUCUCCUCGACCCCUUCCCCCGCUCAAGGUAUAUCCUCCCCCUCUCCCGACCUCUCUCCUGACUCGUCUUCCACCCUCUCCCCAGACACCUCCACUCCCUCCCCUGACUCCUCCCCCUCUCCUGACGCCCCCACCUCCACUCCUGACUCCUCCUCCACCUCCUCCCCUGAUACCUCGUCCUCCACCCCUGCCCCCUCCCAAGACACCUCCUCCACCCCCUCCCCUGAUUCCUCCACCCCCUCCCCUGAUUCCUCCACCCCCUCCCCUGAUUCCUCCCCCCCUUCCCCUGACACCUCUUCCACCCCCUCCCCUGACGCCUCCUCCACCCCUGCACCCUCCCUCCCUCCCCCCUCCCCGACCCCGCCGAGGGACUGUGAAUACUCCGACUUCACUCCGAGUCACACGGCUCUCCUCCCCGAGAGACCCGAGUGUCAGAUACACAAGGACGACCUGUCCGAGGAGGAGAAGGUGCAGAUCCUCCAACUCCACAACGAGCUGAGGGCAAAGGUGGCUCGCGGGGAGGAGCUGCAAGGAGCGCCUGGACCCCAACCACCUGCGGCCGAUAUGCGCGAGCUCAUUUGGAACGAUGAAUUGGCACUGGUGGCGCAGGCGUGGGCGUCCCAAUGCCCCCAUGGCCACGACGACUACCCACAGCGACGGAUCUGUACCCGUGACUACGAGGUUGGCCAGAACAUUCACUAUUACUGGGGUUACGCCCCUGAAUCGGACUGGGCCCGCGCAGUGAACUCCUGGUACAACGAGGUGGUCGACAUGCCCAAGGAUGUAGCCGCUGCCUUCAAGAAACAGCCAGCAGUGGAAAUCGGCCACUAUACCCAGGUCGUCUGGGGUUCCACGCGCGAGGUGGGUUGUGGUAUCAUCUACUACUUGGCGGAAAAAAACGGCAAGGUGUUCCCGGCGAGUAAAACUUACGUGUGCAACUACGGAGGAAGCGGGAAUAUCAGAAACCGGCCUUUGUAUAUGGAGGGCCCCGCCGCUUCUGCCUGUCCCAAUGGAACGUCGUUAACAUACCCUGAUCUGUGUCUGUAGUCUAGUGCUUUUUUUUCGUUUUUUUUUUCUUCUUUUCUAAUGUGUUUUUCUUUCUUUGUCUUGGAUAUCGUUCUGGUUUGCUUUUGAGAUCGUUUUCUCUUUCUCUUUCUCUCUCUUGCUCUCUUUCUCUCUGUCUCUCUCCCUUGCUCUCUCUCUCUCUCUCUCUCUCUCUCUCUCUUGCUCUCUUUCUCUCUUUCUCUCUUUCUCUCUUUCUCUCU